UGAUGCGUAGUAUUGAUUUUCAAGGUAACUAAGCAUAAAUGGGGUCCACAAAUCAAUCUCCGAAGUUUAUAGUUUCUGUUUGCUUACGAGGAUAAUUACAGCCAUUUUUCUUCUUUGGGAUGGACAGCCGAAUGCCUUCGUUCUCCCAACCGCCCAGCCCAACCAGGCAGUUAGCGAUAAUGGCUUUCUUUAUAUUUGAAAAUUGCUUCCAAUAAUUGCGAUCCCAUUCACCUCCUAUCAUCCCAAAUUAAGUAAUUUAAUUAAUAUAAAAUUCUUGAAGUAUAUAUAUAUUAGUUAAAUGUAAAUAACGUAAUUGUAGUUUCUUUUAAAUAUAGACCAUUCCUUAUACUAAACGCAACUCUGUAAUUUUCUAAUUCCCUUUACUCUAUAGUGCAUUUUUCUGAUUUAAUCGCAAAUAGUCUUAUAAGAGAAAGCAACAGCGAAGUUAUACCAUUUCAAUUUAUAAGAUUUAUUUUUAAUUUUUUUUAAUUGGCUAAUUAAUGAUUCACAUCAAAUCAAAGAUCAACGGAUGAUAGUUUGCAUCUCAUCUAUUUGAAACAUUUUGUUUAAAUAGACGUAUUGUUAGAACAGCCAAAUAGCGAUGACUACCAAAUUUGGUGUGGACUUUUUAAAAGCUGUGGCUGGUUAUAUGUCACAAAAUGGAAGCCAUGACUCGAUUAUCAAAUGUUUUCGUAUAACUGAUGGUGGAAAUGGUCGUUGUAUUGGUGAAUUUACUGUAACCAAAGAACAUUUGAAUUCAUAUGGUGGCUUGCAUGGCGGUUUUAUUGCUACCCUAGUUGAUAACGUUACCACUUAUGCCUUGAUGUCAAAAGAAAGUCAUCCUGGUGUUUCCAUAGAUUUACAUGUUAAUUAUUUCCAGUCCGUUAAAGAAGGCGAUGAAGUAAUUCUCAACGCUAAUACUUUAAGAGCAGGUAAAUCUUUAGCAUAUAUUGAUUGUGUGUUAACCAGGAAAUUUGAUGGGGCUGUUAUAGCUCAAGGUGGACAAAGUAAAUUUGUAGGUUUCAAUAAAGAAUGAGGACGGCAAA
This is a messenger RNA of Glossina fuscipes, 1046 nucleotides long. RefSeq names its product acyl-coenzyme A thioesterase 13-like. The transcript is spliced from 2 exons. NCBI's taxonomy places the organism in Eukaryota, Metazoa, Arthropoda, Insecta, Diptera, Glossinidae. Gene Ontology annotation, molecular function: fatty acyl-CoA hydrolase activity. The record is from RefSeq and is a predicted model, not a curated record. The coding region runs from base 602 to 1036 and encodes 144 amino acids.